AUGCUCAUUAAAGAGUAUCGUGUUGUUCUACCGAUGACGGUCGAUGAGUUUCAAGUUGGGCAACUAUAUUCGGUCGCUGAGGCUUCUAAGGCUGAAACUGGUGGCGGCGAAGGUGUGGAAGUUUUAAAAAAUGAACCUUUUGAAGAUGUUCCUUUGCUAGACGGCCAAUAUUCUAGAGGACAGUAUACUUUAAAAUAUUAUCAUUUGCAAUCGAAGGUUCCCCCUCUAAUUCGUAAACUGGCCCCCAAAGGUUCCUUCAAAAUACAGGAAGAAGCGUGGAAUGCUUAUCCUUACUGUAAAACUGUGCUUACGAAUCCAGAGUUUAUGAAAGAAUCCUUCUACGUGAAAAUUGAGACCAUACAUUUACCAGAUAGGGGUACGACAGAGAACGCUCACUGUUUGAGUCCAGAGUUAUUAGCGCAGCGAGAAGUUGUUUACGUAGAUAUUGCGAAUGAUAGGGAGUACCUUAGUCGGACGGACAUAUCACCUGAAACGACUCCUUCUAAAUUCCAUUCAGCCAAAACAGGACGUGGUCCGCUGUUGAACAACUGGAUGGAAACCGUUGAGCCUGUUAUGUGUGCAUAUAAAUUGGUUACAAUUUAUUUUAAGUGGUUUGGAUUACAAACAGUAGUGGAGAGAUUUGGACAUUCGCAGUAUCCUCGACUGUUCUCAAAAUUUCACCGAGAAGUGUUUUGCUGGAUUGAUAAAUGGCACGGAUUAACGAUGGCUGACAUUCGGCGAAUAGAAGAACAGGUGCAACGUGAAUUGGAUGAGGCUCGGCGGAAAGGUUCAGUUAAAGGAAUGGUUGCAACGUAA
Messenger RNA from Enterobius vermicularis (human pinworm), 816 nucleotides. Lineage: Eukaryota; Metazoa; Nematoda; Chromadorea; Rhabditida; Oxyuridae. The record is from the annotation of a GenBank genome assembly.